This is a messenger RNA of Euleptes europaea (tarantolino), 1333 nucleotides long. It is a transcript of the gene STAMBP, whose product is annotated as STAM binding protein. Bases 55 to 1332 code for a protein of 425 amino acids. Gene Ontology annotation, cellular component: cleavage furrow; endosome. Gene Ontology annotation, biological process: protein K63-linked deubiquitination. The transcript is spliced from 10 exons. The record is from RefSeq and is a predicted model, not a curated record. Gene Ontology annotation, molecular function: K63-linked deubiquitinase activity; metal-dependent deubiquitinase activity; protein binding. NCBI's taxonomy places the organism in Eukaryota, Metazoa, Chordata, Lepidosauria, Squamata, Sphaerodactylidae.
AAAAAGUGACUUGUCCAAGGCUCACAAGGCGUUGUGUGUCAGAGACUGACCCUUAUGCCUGACCACACUGAUGUCAGCCUCCCCCCAGAGGACCGAGUCAGGGGUCUUAUCCAGAUUGGCAGUUGUGUGGAGGUGAAUGAAGAUGUCCCACCACGGAGGUACUACCGUUCUGGUAUUGAAAUGAUCCGAAUGGCAACUAUCUAUUCUGAGGAAGGCAACAUCGAAAAGGCUUUUAUAUUGUACAACAAAUACAUCACGCUUUUCAUAGAGAAACUCCCAAAGCAUCGUGAUUACAAAACUGCUGUCAUUCCAGAGAAAAAAGACACAGUGAAAAAACUGAAAGAAGUUGCAUUUCCUAGAGCCGAGGAGCUGAAGCAGGAGCUUUUAGAAAAAUAUAACAAAGAAUAUGGAGAAUACAAUGUGCGGAAGAAGAAGCAGGAGGAGGAGUUUGCCCGUAGCUUGGCUCUGCAGCAGCAACUGGAGGAGGAGAGGCAAAGGGUGGCCCUGAUGAAGCAGCAACAGGCAGAACAGGAGCAGUUUCAUGCCUUCGAGGAGAUGAUCCGGCGCCAAGAGCUGGAGAAGGAGCGCCUGAAAAUCAUGCAGCAGUUUGGAAAGCCAGAGCCAGUCCCAGACUCCUUGGAGAGCCCCUUGAUACCUGGCGUGGUCAUGCCCCCAACUGAUGCAAAGACUCCCUGCCCUCCUGUACAACCCUCAAGCCCUGGUGGAGGAGCUGUGGUGCCAAAGCCCCCCAUUGUGGACAGGUCUCUGAAACCUGGAUCUUUGGGGAGCCCAGAAAGCAAUGCAACUAUAGAAGGACUUCGCCAUAUUAUUGUUCCCAGGGAGCUCUGCCACAAGUUUCUCCAGCUGGCUGAUGCAAACACUGCAAGGGGUGUGGAAACCUGUGGGAUCCUUUGUGGGAAGCUGAUGAGGAAUGAAUUCACAAUAACCCACGUCAUUAUCCCAAAGCAGCAUGGGGGCCCUGACUAUUGCAACACUGAGAACGAAGAAGAGCUCUUCCUGAUCCAGGAUGAGUAUGGCCUUAUCACUCUGGGAUGGAUCCAUACUCAUCCUACCCAAACAGCUUUCCUGUCCAGUGUGGAUCUGCAUACACACUGCUCCUAUCAAAUGAUGCUUCCAGAGUCCAUAGCUAUUGUUUGUUCUCCAAAAUACCAAGAGACAGGAUUCUUUAAAUUGACAGACCAUGGCAUGGAAGAAAUCUCAUCCUGUAGACAAAAAGGAUUCCAUCCCCACAGCAAAGAUCCCCCUCUCUUUACUACCUGCACCCACGUGACUGUCAUGGAGCGGGAAGUGACAGUGCUGGACCUUCGAUAAA